AGGCAGCUGAGCAGCUAACCAACUAAUCAGGCAAUAAGUUACUUCAGUGAGCUUCUUGACAUUCAACAGUGCGGAUCGUUUUUUGUGGAGCGAUUGUGAUCUGAUAAAUACAUAUAUCGAAAAAGAAAUGGCGCUACGUAUUGUCUUCACAAUGCCCGUGAGCCGGGCUAUAAGCCAAACUCUCGUGCGUGCCAUGUCCUCACAGGCGGUGGCCUCCAAGAAUGUCGGUUUCAUUGGACUCGGCAAUAUGGGCGGUCACAUGGCGAGCAAUUUGAUUAAGCAAGGACACAAACUACAUGUUUUUGAUAUUUCCAAAGAUGCCUGCAACAACUUGAAGUCCAAGGGCGCUACUGUUUACGAUAAGACCACCGAUUUGGCCAAGAACUCGGAUUUUGUGAUCACAAUGUUGCCGAAUAAUGAUAUUGUCUGGAAGGCAUACAAUGAUAUGACUGCAGAGGGUGUCAAUAAGAAUACCGUCUUCAUUGAUUCAUCCACAAUCGAUCCGAAUUUGGUGAGAGAAUUGCAGAAAUUCAUUAGCGCUAAGGGUGCACGUUUCAUUGAUGCGCCCGUUUCGGGUGGUGUACCUGGCGCGGAGCAAGCGACUUUGACCUUCAUGGUUGGUGGCACACAAGCGGAGUAUGAUGCCGUGAAACCCAUUCUGGAGGGUAUGGGCAAACGCAUCACAUACUGUGGCAGCUAUGGCAUGGGACAGGCGGCGAAGUUGUGCAACAACAUGAUGUUGGCCAUUUCCAUGAUUGGCACAUCGGAGGCAAUGAAUUUGGCCAUACGUCAAGGUUUGGAUCCAAAAGUAUUUGCUGAGAUUAUCAACUCAUCGACCGGUCGCUGUUGGUCAUCGGAGUUGUAUAAUCCCGUGCCCGGCAUUACACCUACCGCACCCAGUAAUAGCGACUACGCCGGUGGUUUCUCAACCGAUUUGAUCACAAAGGAUUUGGGUUUGGCAUCGGGUGUGGCGACCGCUACAAAUACACCAAUUCCGUUGGGCGCUCUUUCACAUCAAAUCUAUCGUACGCUGAAGUCGCAGGGUUUGGGUAAUAAGGAUUUCUCUGUGGUGUAUGAAUUCAUGAAAAAUGAAGCGAAUAAUUAAGCAAAAUAGUUGUGGAGAGCGUGCAGAAAGCCCCAGAGAGAGAGAAAGAGCGGGAAAUAGUAGUGCAACUAGGAAAUUAAAAUACCUGUUGAUACUAUUUACAUGCAUACAAACAAACUUAUUAAUUCUUACAGGUAUUCUUAUGUGUAUAUGAAAUGCUCAUAAUUCCUGAUGCGACAUUUACAUAUACUUUGAGCCAGACUUGCAUUUAU
Molecule: messenger RNA, 1317 nt
Organism: Ceratitis capitata (Mediterranean fruit fly)
Lineage: Eukaryota; Metazoa; Arthropoda; Insecta; Diptera; Tephritidae
Product: probable 3-hydroxyisobutyrate dehydrogenase, mitochondrial
Exons: 2
Coding region: 128-1105 (325 amino acids)
Biological process (GO): L-valine catabolic process
Cellular component (GO): mitochondrion
Molecular function (GO): 3-hydroxyisobutyrate dehydrogenase activity; NAD binding; NADP binding
Source: RefSeq, a predicted model, not a curated record